AUGGAAAACGCAGCUGAAAUCGAGAAGGCUAAAGGCAAGCGUACAACAGCUAAAGGAAGAUUCACAAGAAAGAAGAACUUCCUCACCAAGUCGAUAGACAAUAACCAAGGCGUAGAAAUAGUUGAAACAAACUAUGCGAAACUCGCGGAGGCGUACGAUGAACUCGAAGGCAAACAUGAAGCCUACAUCGAGCUAUUGCCAGACGAUCAGUCUGAAGAAGCAGAAGUGUGGAUGACAGAAGUCCAAGAGAAGUUUAAUGAGGCGACCAAUCGCAAAAUCAAAUAUGUGGAACAAAUCACUGUGAAAGAAAGAUCAACACGUGCGUACGCGGAGCGUCAAGAAUACAUUGAUAAAGCACGCACAAGACAGAAAACAGCGCGCGCAGUUUUCGAAGCUUCAUACAAAAGUAUCUCGCACGCGCUGCAAUCUAAAGAAAUUCCCAAUUUUGCAUUGAGAGAUUUACAAAUGCAAAUUGAAGAAGAAUUUUUGGAAUGCAAACGAUCAAACGCAGAACUGCUACAAUUAUUAACUCAAGACUCAGCAGACGCUGAAAUAAAUUGGAUCGCUACAAUCCAAACCUGUUAUCAUGAAAUAAAGGAGAAAGUAGCGCUAAGCUACACUAAUGUGGAAGAAGCUAAAGAAACAAAGCGGGAGUCUACCGCCUCAGCUUCCUUUCUACAACUAGAAAAAGUGCGAAUGCCUCACUUUGACGGAGAACUGCGCAAGUAUCCGCAAUUUAAAAGAGAUUUCCAGAAGCAAGUUAUGACUCAAAUCCGAAAAGGUGACGCAGCGUACGUCCUACGCACCUGUCUUAAGGGGGAGCCAGCGAGAUUGGUGAACUGCGUAGACGACGACAUAGACGAGAUGUGGCAUCGUUUAGACGACAAAUAUGGAGACCCAGCCAAAGUUGUCGAUGUCAUCAUUGACGAAAUAAAGCGAUUUAGAAUGCUCAGAGAAGGAGAAGAUAAACGCUUUAUAGAAUUUGUAACCCUCAUAGAGUAUGGUUAUCGUAACCUAAAAGGACUCGGCUUGGAAACAGAGAUCACGACUACAAGCUCAGUCAGCGUAAUUGAGAAAGCACUCCCGUCAGAUAUCAAACGGAAAUGGUCCGAACGGGUAAGCUCUCGUGACAGUCUUGUUGAUAAGAGCAACAAAUUUCCAAGUCUUCUCGACUUUCUACAGAGUCAAAGGGAUGCCAUUGAAUACGAAAGUGCUACACUCCGUGCAGGAAGCAGCAACCAAUAUCACAAAGGCGCAGCACAUUACUCGGAGAGUAUCACAGUCGGAAAAGACGAAAGUACCAAAGAACCUAGGCCUAAGUGUCUGAUUCACGAGAAUGGUAAGCACUGGACGUCAAAUUGCCGACUUUAUCAAGCUAAGACAGUUGACGAAGAAAGGGAUUUUCUCAAAGAAAAGCAAGCAUGCUGGGCUUGUCUUAAGCCUGGUCACAGGCAGCGGACUUGUAGGAUAAAAAGAGAUUGCGGCGUGAAUGGCUGCACGAGGAAACAUCACCCAUCAAUUCACGAAAACGAUGAAAGUACACCCCAGCAAGCUUCUGCCUCCGCCAAUGUAUGCAGCGACUCCAACGUCGAUACAUGUCUUCUCCAAGUACAGAGAGUAAAAACCAGGAAGGGGACAGCUAAUGUAAUGUGGGACAACGCAGCCUCACUUUGCUUCAUAACCAACGCCAAAGCGAAACAAGAGAAACUCAGUGGAGUCAAAGUGAAUCUUUCAAUAGUGAAGAUAGGAGGGCAGAACGAGGAAAUCGAAACAAUGAAAUACAAGCUACCACUUUUGGACAAGCGAGGUCAAGCCGUGGAAUUCGAAGUAUAUGGGAUCAACAAAAUCACCUCUGAUAUCGAGCAUGUAAACGUAGAGAGCAUCGCCCACCUAUUUAGAAACGUUUCAAAGGAUGAAAUAGCGCGACCCGCUGGUCCAGUUGAUGUGUUGAUCGGUUAUGAAUACGCCGCCUUUCACCCGGAAAGGGAACAGAAUAAUGGGCAUCUUGUACUACUGAAAAACCGUUUUGGAAGAUGCGUAGGAGGAACUCACCCACUGCUUAAAGAAACGUGCAUGACCCAUAAUCUUGGAAACGCGAGAGUACACUUUGUAGGCAAAGUCAAUGUCGAAGAUUUUUACACUAUCGAGGCACUUGGUGUACAGUGCAAACCGAAGUGCGGGGGAUGCAAGUGCGGAAAAUGCUCCUUGGGCGCCAAAGAUUAUACCAUACAGGAAGAAAGGGAACUGGAGUUAAUUGAGCGGAAUUUAAGUUUUAACAGUGAAGACAACUCAUGGACCGCUGAAUACCCCUGGAUCAAAGACCCCCAUAAGCUUCCUAACAACCGCAAAGUAGCGAUGGCGAAAUUAGCUGCUACCGAACGACGACUCAGAAAGAACGCAGAUCACGCGAAAGUGUAUGACGAACAGAUAAAGGACAUGGUGGCCAGAAAUGUGGCAAGAAAGCUAUCCGAGGAAGAAUUAACAAACUACACAGGCCCUACGUAUUACAUUGCUCACCACGAAGUACUCAAACCAGAAUCGAAAUCUACUCCAGUUCGUAUAGUUUUCAACAGCAGUGCGAACUAUAUGGGGCACGUAUUAAACGAGUAUUGGGCAAAGGGUCCUGACUUGCUCAAUAACUUGUUAGGAGUCUUGAUACGCUUUAGAGAGAACAGAGUUGCUUUCAUGGGAGACAUUAGGAAAAUGUACCACACA
This is a messenger RNA of Pocillopora verrucosa, 2715 nucleotides long. NCBI's taxonomy places the organism in Eukaryota, Metazoa, Cnidaria, Anthozoa, Scleractinia, Pocilloporidae. The record is from RefSeq and is a predicted model, not a curated record.